Molecule: messenger RNA, 1697 nt
Organism: Opisthorchis viverrini
Lineage: Eukaryota; Metazoa; Platyhelminthes; Trematoda; Opisthorchiida; Opisthorchiidae
Exons: 6
Coding region: 1-1155 (384 amino acids)
Biological process (GO): proteolysis
Molecular function (GO): aspartic-type endopeptidase activity
Source: RefSeq, a predicted model, not a curated record
AUGACUCACCUGGCUUUGUUGUUGUGGGUGCUUCUCACCACCAGCGAAUGCAGCGUGAUUCGGAUUCCUCUAACCGGAUUCAAAAAUGUGAGACGCCGACUGAUGGAGGUCGGCACUCCGGUUGAGCAACUGAACUUCACUUCAAUAAGCUUUGUUGGCAAUGGAUCUAUACCGGAGAUGCUGAACAACUACCUUGAUGCGCAAUAUUAUGGGGAAAUCGGCAUAGGAACACCGCCUCAGUCCUUUCAAGUAGUGUUUGAUACUGGUUCUUCGAAUCUUUGGGUGCCUUCUACACAUUGCAGCAUAUUCAAUAUAGCUUGUUGGCUGCAUCACAAAUACGACAGUGCAAGAUCCAGCACAUAUUAUCCUAAUGGGACGGAGUUCAGCAUUCGAUAUGGAAGUGGCAGCGUUUCCGGAAUACUUAGUACGGAUUACGUUUCAGUAGGUACGGUAAUCGUGAAAAAUCAGACCUUCGGAGAAGCCAUGAAGGAACCGGGUAUUGCAUUUGUGGCAGCUAAGUUCGAUGGGAUCUUGGGAAUGGGUUUCAAAUCCAUUUCUGUGGACGGAGUGCCGACUUUGUUCGAUAACAUGAUAUCCCAAGGUUUGGUUCCUGAGCCCGUAUUUUCAUUUUAUCUGGACCGUAUGAGUGUUGGAGGAAUGAAGUUAUGCGAGAACGGAUGUCAAGCUAUCGCUGAUACUGGAACGUCUUUAAUCGCUGGUCCCUCGGAGGAGGUUGGAAAGCUUAAUGAUGCUCUAGGUGCCAUCAAGCUACCCGGAGGAACAUACUAUAUUAACUGUGACAGAGUCAGUACACUGCCGUUGGUCCAGUUCAACAUAAACGGGAAACUCAUGGAACUAGAGCCGUCGGAUUAUAUUUUACGAAUGACCUCCUUUGGCAAAACUCUUUGCAUCAGCGGUUUCAUGGGAAUCGACAUUCCUGCAGGACCUUUGUGGAUUCUUGGUGACGUAUUCAUUGGCAAAUACUACACAAUUUUUGAUGUUGGAAACGCCCGCGUUGGAUUUGCCACAGCCAGUCGUCCUCCAGCUGUGCCUAUGGUCCGUCUGCAGCCUGCCUAUCGUAUUCCAGUUGAGCAACUCAGGCAAUCUCCCAAGUCAUCUCUCGUUUUUUCCGGAUUGCUCGGAGUCGGACAGUGAUAGACUUGCACCACGUGUUCAUUUACUCCAGUUCAUAUUGACUUGUUCCGAUUGUUCCCUGUUUCUACCAUGUUUCAUGCGUAAUCAGCAUCCUGUCUGAUUUUGUCAUUUUCACCAAUACACAGUUCGGCCCCCAACUAUCUGUAAUCUUUUAUCAAAUUGUCAUAUCCCCGUUUCUCACCCCACUUCUUACCACUCAACCGUGCCGCCGCAAGCAAGCUCAAACCUUAUCGUGGUGUGAUGGUUUGUAUCACACUGACUCACUGAGUUACAUUUAGGAAGUUUACCUUGACACCCACGGAGUUUCUCCUACCAGCUUGACCAGCGGGUAGAGGUUCUGCGGUUGGGUUGUUGGAACAUGUGUGGUGACGUAUUUCUUGAAAACCUUAGUUGCUGUAAAAAAUACCGACACUCGACAGCUGCCCUGUAGUCAGAGAGAGACCCAAUCGGUCUAUCGAAGCUUGGGCACCUGACGGUAUCCCAGCCCCUCGCACAACGAUGAUCUUCAUAACUGAAAAUGAUUCCGUCCCACAAGGUCCGAG